AUGGCAGUUUAUGAUCAUAGUGGAGACAUCAAUAAAACUCAGCUCGAUACAUCAAGGAAAAGGAAAUCUAGAACUAGACGUGACGGUGUCACUGUGGCUGAGAAGCUUCAGAUAUGGAAAGAGUACAACGAGACCGCAGAAGAAGCUUCUACCAAGAAACGGAAAGUCCCUGCUAAAGGAUCUAAGAAAGGUUGUAUGAAAGGCAAAGGAGGACCAGAGAAUAGCCGAUGCAGUUUCAGAGGAGUUAGGCAGAGGAUUUGGGGUAAAUGGGUCGCUGAGAUCAGAGAGCCAAACCGAGGCAGUAGGCUUUGGCUUGGUACUUUCCCGACUGCUGAAGAAGCUGCUUCUGCUUAUGACGAAGCUGCUAAGGCUAUGUAUGGUCCACUGGCUCGUCUUAAUUUCCCUGAGCCCGCUGUGUCUGAUGUCGCGAGUACGUCGAGUCAGUCUGAGGUUUGCACGGUUGAGACUCCUGUGGGUGUUCGUGUGAAAACAGAGGACGCAGACUGCGAAUCCAGACCCUUCUUCUGUGAAGCUAAACCGGUGAAUCGUACGGAGAAUGGCGCACAUGUGAGCGCAGAAGAGAUGAAGAAGGAUGUCAAGGUAGAUGUUAAUGUAGGAGUUCCAAACAAGGAUUGGCUGAGCGAGUUCGAACACAAGUAUUGGAAUGGAAUUCUGAAGGAGAAACAGAAACAGAAGGAGCUAGAGAUUGCAGGAACCUGCUGUCAGCAGCCGGGUACACUCUCUGUUUCAGAUUACGGAUGGCCUAACGAUCUGGAUCAGAGUCAAUGGGACUCUUCAGAGAUGUUUGACGUGUCUGAGCUACUAGGCGACUUAAACGGCGACAUUUUCACAGGCAUGAGCCAGGACCAGUACCCGGUGAACGAUGUUGCCGGUGGCCUGUUGGAGCCCGGGAAGCAGCAAGUGGGGCUUAGUUCUGAUUACGGAUUGCCUCCACUUCAGUUCGAGGCACAGGAUGGUAAUGAGUUAUUCGAUCUUAGUUUCUUGGAUGUGAAGAACUGA
Molecule: messenger RNA, 1020 nt
Organism: Microthlaspi erraticum
Lineage: Eukaryota; Viridiplantae; Streptophyta; Magnoliopsida; Brassicales; Brassicaceae
Source: the annotation of a GenBank genome assembly